GACCAACCGCGUUCCAACUGUUGGCACUGUGUGUAUUGUCAAGGUCUGUUUACAAACCAUUGACCUCUAAGAGAAACAACAGGUCUACCAAUAAUGAUGUUGUAUUGAGCAAAACUUCUGAAAGACAUCGGGUCUUUGUCAAAGAACGCUGAGCCGUAUUACUGGACAGUUUGCUGAAAGUUUUUCCAUAGCAACCUCCUGAAAUAGUUAAAGUCACCAAACAGAAUUUUAUCGCUUUUCUUUUGUAAUAAUUUUGAAAUAUCAACAAGUCAACAAGAUUGAAUUAUUGUUGAAUAGAAAAUUGACAUUCCAAAAGGUUGCUAGGCAAUUUGUUUUACCAAAUUGAUCGAACGUGUAUCAAGCAACACACAAGACUUUGGCACAGGAACUGGUCGACAUUAUCAACAUUUCAAACAUGAGGGACCAUUCAACGCCAGGAAGUCAGCAGAGUGGCAACCGCAUGAUCCGUGGACAUUCUGCGUACAGAUCAACCUACGCUAGCAACUACCUCGGUACUCUUAGCACCCCGGUACCUAACGGCAGAGUUCGAACAUCGCAGUUCUACCCAUCCGGCAGGCCUCCCAUAGCCUCCACAUAUCAGGCAGAUUUCAUGACCUUCCCCGUCAACAAAAGAGUGUGUAUUCCUUACGGAUCCUCUUCAGGAUACAGAAAAAACAAUCCUCAUCCUCACAACAUGGAAGCAGCCUUUAAACAUCCAAAUAAAGAUUAUUUUGUGUGGUCGCAAUAUCGUCGACUUCCUCCUUUAGGAGAUAAUGAUGGAAGUGUAGACAGUCAAACGCUGCUGAAAAAGGUUUGCCAAGACAAAAUUCGUUCCAUCUACCAACAAGACUUCAAAGAUCCUCCAUAUGCAACAGCUCCAAUAGCUUAUUCCAACUAUCGAAGAAAGAUGGGUAAAAGUUUGUACAAAGAUUCUUAUGAAGGAACAUUUGGUAAUGCCGCUGAUAGUGCAAAACCCGAUCCCUACGAGUACCCUUCCAAGGACGAUAUCGGCACUUCUACCUACAGAGAUAACUUUAAAAAGACAAAAACGUUACAACUUCCGCUUUUGCCAACAUCUCCAACCAGAAGAAAUAAUCCACACCCGUCGACAAUGAACAACACAUUUCAUUUCCCAAAACGGGGUUACUGGGUAUGGCCACAUUAUUUACUACCAGUAAAGUAUGACAACGGCGAUAAGUUACCAGUUGGCCCGCGAAUCCCAGAAGACUUGAGAAUAAACAGAAUCCGAGGUCCUUUCGACACGUGGGAAGACCAGAGUAGCGACUGAUCAAUGAAUUCUCGACAUAUUUUCGAGGACUUAAUUGCUUGCACACGACCUUUUUUAAAACCCAUUUAUAUGCGUCACUGGUGUACCCCCACUGUCCUUCCUCCACUCUCCCCCUUGCCGCAGACGCAACGCUCGCUUUUGGAGCGAA
Molecule: messenger RNA, 1436 nt
Organism: Actinia tenebrosa (Australian red waratah sea anemone)
Lineage: Eukaryota; Metazoa; Cnidaria; Anthozoa; Actiniaria; Actiniidae
Cellular component (GO): cytoplasm
Source: RefSeq, a predicted model, not a curated record